UGUUAGUGCCUGGCUCUCACCCUCCCCAUCUAACAGCUCAGCCUCUCCCAACUCCUCCUGUCCCCUGCUGUCUCAACGCCGAACAAUUCUGCCAACAUUUCCAAGGGGAUCCCAUUGUCGUUUUGCCUCCGUUGGGCGGAAGGAGCCAGGAGAUCAGUUCAUGCCAACACCUUAAACAAACCGAAGACCUGGAGGUGCCUUUCCAUCUCGACAGUGGGGGGUCGACGGAGAUCUGGGGCCCCUCUCCCAUGGUGGUGCUGACAGGAGGAUGGGCUCGUUCCGCAGACCCAGACCUCGCUUCCUGAGCUCCCCGGUGCUCAGUGACCUACCCCGCUUCCAGGCAGCCAGGCAGGCAGCACUGCUGGGUUCCAACCGAGCCUGGAACAGCGUCCACAAGGCAGUGAUCCGCGUGUUCCAGGGAGGAAGCUUGCAAGACAAUGAGCUGUUCUCUCUGAAUGAAAACAUAAGGCAACUGCUGAAGAGCGAAUUAGGUCCAUUCAUUACUGACUAUUUCCAGAACCAUCUUCUUUCCAAAGGCUUGGUCUUGAUGGAAGAAAAAGUGCGAGUCUGUGAAGGUGAAAACCUUUUGGAAGCUUUGACAAAUAGUUGGGAUAAUUUCUUCACUGAAAUCCUACCCAUGUUACAAGCCAUAUUUUACCCUGUGCAGGGACAGGAGCUCACAAUCCGUCAGAUGGCCUUGCUUGGAUUCCGCGAUCUGGUCCUACUGAAGGUAGACCUGGAGCAGGUGCUCCACCAGCCUCACACCAGUGUGCCUCCAUCCAUCACCCAAAUGCUCCUAGUGCUUCAGGGAGCUCAUGAGCCUAAAGGCCCAAGUGAGGAAUACAUCCAGCUGGAGCGUCUGGUGCAGUUAGUUGUCUCCCCUUAUCUGGGCACCUAUGGACUGCUCUCCAGGGACAGGAAAGCUGUUGAUACAGUGCACAUACUUGAUCAAAGAUUUGCUGGACCUAGGUCAAAAUUGGUCGAUUUUAUGACUGACAAGUGUGAAAUGAAUGCAUCCAAUGAGACUGUGUUGACGCCCUUAAUCGAGCAGGAAGGCGAGGCCUAUCUAGAGAAAUGUGGGAACAUCCGACGUCACACAGUGGCCAAUGCACCCUCAGAGCUUCAGCUUUUGGCUAUGACCUCCAUGUUGAAUCCUGGAAUGGUGGAAGAACCGGACACUGAAGAGGAAUGUAUCCUGAUGCCAACUGGUCACAGACACUACUCCAGCGAACCGAACAUCCCAGAACCUCAGUCUGAGGUGAUGGGAGUCUCACUGCAAGAGUCUUCUGACAUUAAGUGUACAGCGCUUGGCUAGACCACAAAGCCACCGUUGUGUUUUUGGCACAGUGUUAGUAUUCACAGAAGGAAGGAAUCCCAUUACCCUACAUGAGUCCGAUCACAGAGAGUCAAACGAUCCUCAACAGCUGAACUUCAUUCACGCUGGUUGUGUGUGUCGGACUGGACCUCUGACCCAGGUCCUUCCUCUUAUCAUCUGAACAUACCUCAGAAGUCACGGCACAGAAAGGAUGUUAGCGUGUUGGGACGAGGUUACAGAUGCCCCGGUAAAAUUAAAGUUUAAAAGAUGAGUAUGGCAGUAAGUUUGCACUGAAAGUAUCUAAUGAUUGAGACGAGUUCAGAACAUUGUUGCCUGAGAUUGCACUAUACUUGUCUCAUUGUUUAAAUACAGCCUAUCCAUCUCGUCUCUCCAUGUGAUUUUAGUCACACGGAAACGUCGUCACUUCUGUUCACCAUCAAACCUGUCUUUUGCGGGCAGCUUGACAGAACUGAGUUUCAUAAGGGGAUUCCAAAUCAAUGUGAGUUCCAUAACGCCGGGGGAGCGCUCCCUCUGUGCACUGUGCACACUGAAGUGAGUGGUAUUCCUCGUACUUUUUGACGAGAUCUUGAUUAUUUGUUUACACGUAGCACCCUAAGGAAGUUAGGAGCUAUGCCGACCGUCCCAGUGUGUCACAAACACUUCGCAAAUUGCACAAGUAAUGGAGGGGGAAUGCCAACCCGUCAGGUUAGAUGUGUAAUUUGGAGGGUCCUGGCAAUACUGGAAUAAUUCCUAAACUGCAAGUUCUUUAAAAUUAGCUCACUUCACCUCACAACCAUAGUUCUAACUCUGAACACACUGACCCACUGCUCUGCUACUUCCUCCACAGAUGCUCUCUUCAAACCUAAUUUCAGGUUUCCUUUUAUGUUUUUUUUAAACGAAUAAACUGUGGAUUUUU
Molecule: messenger RNA, 2231 nt
Organism: Hemiscyllium ocellatum (epaulette shark)
Lineage: Eukaryota; Metazoa; Chordata; Chondrichthyes; Orectolobiformes; Hemiscylliidae
Product: proline-rich protein 5-like
Exons: 9
Coding region: 269-1315 (348 amino acids)
Biological process (GO): TORC2 signaling
Cellular component (GO): TORC2 complex
Source: RefSeq, a predicted model, not a curated record